AGAAUAGAAUAGAAUAGAAUAGAAUAGAAUAGAAUAGACAUGAUUCUGCCCUUGUGUCCUUGAUUUUCUCUAGUCUUGAGAGGUAGGAUCAUGACAGACCCAUAUUUUGUGUGCAAGCACAUGGCCUUUUAUUUGGGCCAUGUGCUUGUGUUGUCUCGUUACUUAACCCCGUUCCCUUGUUCUCCAUUAUUGUUUCAUCUGUGUCACCUGCUGUCAUCAUCAGUUUCUCCACAUGAAUCCCCUUGUGUUCGCUGUCCUGUGCCGGUUCAUUAUCUUACCUUUAUCAUUCCUUGUGAGUAUCCUGUCAAGUGUAUUGUCUAGAGAAAGUUCUGAUUCAGUAUUUGCUGUUUGUUUAUUGUCUAGUUAUCUGUCAAGUCUUAGUCUAUUUAGUCACUCCUUGUCCUGUCCAUGUUUUGCCCCCUCGUGGGUUUUGUUUUUGCAUCCUGUCUGCGCUUGGGUUCAUCUCUGUAAUUUAUAACAAGAAUAGAAUAGAAUAGAAUAGAAUAGAAUAGAUGGAAGUCAAGUUUUUCCCCAUGACCACAGCACCAUGGUUUAUACAAUAUCUCCACAAUAUUUUUUGGUUCUCCAUAGGUAGGUUACCCAUGCAAACCUUUUUUGUUUACAAAGGAUUGUCCUGAGAGGUGAAAAGGACACGCUGGGUUGCUUCCUUUGCGAUAAUGCGGUUAACAGCUAGCUCUACUUGGCACAGUUCAGAACGGAUGGCUCAGCUAAUCGGCAGGGCUGUGCACAGCAGGACUGGGCCAAAUCCACUGGCAGAGUGUUAUUCCUUUUCCUUUCUCACCAUGAUGUGAAAUUUGUUCAUUCACUAAAUAAUUCUGUAGUAGACUAUCUUUAAAAAAACGGUCAUGUCAAAUUUGCAUUUGGAGACUUUUCAGGUUAAACUGAUCCAUUUCCUCCAAGAGGAUUAGUCUCAGGCAGAUUAUCUUGACUCCCUCUCUUAAUGCUAAAGCUAGGGAGCAUAUGGGGUUUGGCUAACCACCUGUCUACCUACUGAGGGGACAUCAGACGGACAUUCACAGCCCAGGGAUAGAGGAAGAAGACUGCAAUGAUUGGGCUGGGUGUCUAUCUUCCAGAUGGUUUUAGGGUUGCUUCACUAGAAGAUAUAGAGAAUUGGGAAUCAGAGAGGGAAAUGUAUGAGCCGGAUGUGCGACUCUUUGUGGCUCUGUUCUCAUACAACCCUGCGGUGAUGUCACCAAACCCUGAAACAAUGGAGGAGGAACUGCCUUUUCAACAAGGACAGAUCAUUAAAGUACAUGGAGAUAAAGACGCUGAUGGCUUCUAUAGCGGGGAGACUGGCGGUCGCUUUGGUUUUGUGCCGAGCAACAUGGUAUCUGAGAUUCCUGUGGAAGACGGAGAGCUUAAAUGUCACCUGCUCCAGCAGGGGUUUUUACCUGAGGAGACGCCUUCUAUAGCACCCAGUGAUACUUCUAGUGUGGCAGAUGGUGGGAAGGUCCACAGGAUGGUGGCCAUUUUUGAUUAUGACCCAUGGGAAAGUUCUCCAAACUUGGACAUUGAGGAUGAGCUUCCCUUUCGUGCUGGAGACAUUAUAUAUGUUUUUGGGGAAAUGGACAGUGAUGGAUUUUAUUAUGGGGAUCUACAUGGUUAUCGAGGUCUUGUGCCAUCAAACUUCUUGCAACCACUGCCUUGGGAUUAAA
Molecule: messenger RNA, 1676 nt
Organism: Pimephales promelas (fathead minnow)
Lineage: Eukaryota; Metazoa; Chordata; Actinopteri; Cypriniformes; Leuciscidae
Product: RIMS-binding protein 2
Biological process (GO): neuromuscular synaptic transmission
Molecular function (GO): protein binding
Source: RefSeq, a predicted model, not a curated record